AUGUCACAACAAACCCUCCUCUCCCCAGCAGAGUUAUCCUACCUCCACUCCUCCCUCUCUCUACAGCCCCCGAUCCGACCUGAUGGGCGAUCAUCAACGCAGUUCCGCCCCCUGACGGCCGAGACGGGUAUCCUCCCGGGUACAAACGGUAGCGCGAGGGUGUGCUUCUCGGACGGGACCGAAGCGAUUGUCGGAGUCAAAGCGGAGAUUGAGCGCACCACGCAGGUGGCUGCUGCUGGGGAGGAUUAUAAGGAGAAGGAAGGCCAAGGAGAGAAGAGCAACGGACCCCGGAGCAACUGGGUGGAAAUGGCAAUUGAGAUUCCUGGGCUGAGAGACGACGAUGCCGGGACGGUGUUUCUCGGCGAAAUGCUGAGGGAGGCGCUGCUUGGUGAUGGGGAGUUUGGCAGACGGCUCGAGAUCAAUUCGAGGUUCCACUGGCGUUUAUACCUUGACAUCCUCCUCAUCUCCCCACCCCUCUCAUACCCCCUACCCCUCCUCUCCCUAACAACACAUCUCGCCCUCCUCGCGACACGACUCCCCCGCCUCAAGUCCGAGGGUGACGAGGAUCCCAUGUUCGACGACGACUGGGAGUCCUCGGUGUUCCUGUGCUCGCGUGACGGGGUGUCGCGCCCGCCCAUCACGCUUCUCGUGAUUGCCGUACGAGACAAUAUAAUAUUCGACCCGUCGGCCGAGGAGUUGGCUGUUGCCGAGUCUGCUCUUGCCGUUUCUGUCGCCGAGGUUGCCAAGCCCGAGCAUAGGCAGCAGAGCGACAUGGACGUGGAUAGCAGCAUCAGCAGCAGCAGCAGGAGACAGCUUCGUCUUGUGUCGAUCAGGAUGAUUGACCCUCCCUCCAGGUUGACACCGCCGGGCGUGCCCAACGCUACGAACACGGCUACUACGGGGGGGGCUCAGCAGGGCCAGAGCUGCAUAGAGGGAGUGUGGAAGGCGCCGCUCGGUGGGACCAAGUUCGCCGUCAUGGACGGGAUAAUACAAGCUGUUCUGGAGAAGGGUGGUGUGGCGGAUGAGGUGCUAGAUGGACUGGAAGGGGUUGAGCUGUCGUGA
Molecule: messenger RNA, 1062 nt
Organism: Geosmithia morbida
Lineage: Eukaryota; Fungi; Ascomycota; Sordariomycetes; Hypocreales; Bionectriaceae
Product: exosome complex component RRP42
Exons: 2
Coding region: 1-1062 (353 amino acids)
Biological process (GO): nuclear polyadenylation-dependent mRNA catabolic process; exonucleolytic trimming to generate mature 3'-end of 5.8S rRNA from tricistronic rRNA transcript (SSU-rRNA, 5.8S rRNA, LSU-rRNA); nuclear mRNA surveillance
Cellular component (GO): cytoplasmic exosome (RNase complex); nuclear exosome (RNase complex)
Source: RefSeq, a predicted model, not a curated record